Molecule: messenger RNA, 6622 nt
Organism: Drosophila miranda
Lineage: Eukaryota; Metazoa; Arthropoda; Insecta; Diptera; Drosophilidae
Product: protein FAM214A
Exons: 8
Coding region: 1008-5141 (1377 amino acids)
Source: RefSeq, a predicted model, not a curated record
GGUCUGAGCUAUCAGAUAAAUAAUAAACAAUUAAUUAAUCAUAAUCGCGGUGACGUGGGUGUGUGUGAGCGUAACUAUGCCUAUUUCGGCAUCGAAUUCGCAUCAAGGCGUAGUUGUUGGCUUAGAUGCAGCGGUCUUGGCAGACUGCACCUGUGAUGGAAUUUCUUGCACCAACGUUUUCAGCUGUGUGGCUGCUGCAGUGAGUGGCAAUGGCGUACACGAAAACGAUCAGUUUUAGCGAAUAAAUAAAUAAAGACAACUACUAGAGGAGCGUUGCGUGCGGGUGAGACGGGGACGAGGAGCGAAACGCGCAAGAUCCGUUUUCUUCGUGAUUUUUUCAGUUUGUUCACGGAAAGGAGUGAAAAGAAACGAAGUGGAAGUGUUAAGAGAGAGCAAAAGUGUGUGCAAUGCAAAGAAAGGCUGAUGAUGUGUUAUAUAAAAUAUUAAUACGAAAUGAAGGCCAAGAAGGUGUUUAAAAUGCAGCGAAAAAAUCAAUGUAUGCAGUUUUAGACGGACGGACGGACGGAAGGCACAGCACCAGCGCCAGCACCAGUACCAGCACAUGAAACAAGGAAGAGAGGAAGCAGCAACAAAGCACAGCACAGCUGAGCAGAGGCUUCGUGUGUGUGCGUGCCUGUGUGCUUAUAUUCGUGUGGGCUGUGUGUGGGAGGCAGCAACAGCAGCAGCGCCGCACCAAAGCAGCAAAUCAAAUCAAUAUCUGCAACCAAAAUAAACUGCAAUCAUGUCUAAAUAAGGCAACAAAUUAUAAUAAGCAACAACUUCAACACCAGCAUUUUACAACAAAGUGUGGAAAUUGUGCAUUCUGCCUUUGCCCGAUCUUCUUGUUUAAAAAAAGCAAACAGCAAAAAUAAUGGAAUUUUAGCGUUUUGAAAGUGUACUUCCGGUGCAAGAACAACUCAAGCAGUAGCAGCAGCCGAGGCUGAAGCUGCGGCAGAGGCAGCAGUAGGAGCAGUGCAGCAAGGACAUCAAGAAGGACACACCCGACCAUGAUACCCACCAGCGUCACCAAUUCCCCGCCGCCCGCCAGCCUGGCCCAGAACGGAGCUGUUGCUUCCUCCCUGGUCUCGGCGGCAGGCACUGCUACCGCAGGUGGCGUCGGGGGAGGAGCGUCUCCAUCACCAUCUGCAGCAGCAGCAGCAGCAGCAGCAGCAGCAGCAGCGACAGCGGCACAGAACAACUACAGCUCCAUUGUGUUGGGACUGGCGUCGCUGAUCCUCGAGGGCAGACCCAUUGCGGAUGACGAGUACCAGCCGCUGGCGGUAGCAGGUGGAGGCGGAGGCAUUGUAGUGGGGGGAGGUGCAGCACCAGUCAGUGGGGGUCGACUUUCGCCGCGACCCUCCACUUCCCGGGCGGCCAUUAAUAUAACAACGAAUCCCUAUGCAGGCGCCAGCACUCCACGCUCUCCCCAUGGCAACGGGGCUGGUGGCGGAGGUGGAGCAGGAGGGGGAGGGGGAGCUGGGACACCGACCAGCACUACGACGACUCACCAACGUUGGACGCAGAAGCUCUGCCAGCUGCGACAGAUAUCGCCCGCAGCGCAGAGCAUGAGUGCCGAGCCAGAGCUGGUGUCCCUGGCCAUCAAUGAUCUCAACACUGGGGAUCAUGGAGACUACGAAAUAGUCCGUCGAGUGAUGCUGAAUCGAGCUGGAGGAUUUGGCAUGGGAAUGGGGAUGGGCAUGGGCAUGGGCAAUGUAGGAGUAGGUGGAGGUGGAGGAGGAGGAGGAGGAGGAGCUGGUACAAACAAUUCCAGUGCCGCCAGCUCCCCCGGCUCCAACUCCUCGGACAACAUAUUGCACUCGCUGCAGUCACUGGCCACCACCUGCCUUAGAGGCGGCCCAGCCAUGCCCAUAGCCCAGCCCUCGCCAUCAGAGACGCGUAACCUGAGUCUGACCUUUGGUUGGACAGCAUCAGGAUCAGUGGGAGCCGGAGCCGGAGCAGGAGCAGGCGCAGGCAAUAGCAACAACACGAUCAAUACCAACACUGCCAGUGCCACUGCCAGCAGCGGAGCAAGCAGCUCUGCCACCACAACCACCACCAGGCCCAAGCACGGGCCACACUGUGAUCAGUUCCUCAGGAAGAUGGGUCUGGCCAAGGGCGAGGCCACAGCCGAAUCUGAGGAGCACAUCUGUGAUAUGUCCUACCUAAAUAUGACCUGUAAUCGUUGGCGUGCGCACUGCAUGAAGAUGGAGGCCAUUCUGGCCCGCCGUGAUCCCGUUUGCAUUGAGGUAUACCUGGGUCCAGUCAGCCACAAGCUGCUGCUGGAGCAGUGGAUCAUCAGCGGCAAGGAGAAAGUGCCGCCUCCCACGAUGACCCUGCCCUCGCUGUGCAGUGCCAUACGCAGCCAGCUGUACUUCUCCCAGAUCGUGGCCUGGUGCGACCUGCUGCGCAAGUGCGAUCCCUCUGUCUACGACAGCGGACGCGUUGUAUUUGCCAGCCACAGCGCAGGGGAGCUGGCUGGCAGUGGGUGUGGUUCGCAUGGGUCGCGUCGGCCACGUCUCAACAUCUUCUACAGAAUCAGGCAGCAUAAUCCCGCGAUGUCGACCAAUGGCUGUGGCAGCCAGUACCUGGAAGAGAGCGGCUUCAGUGCCAAGGCUUUAGUGCACAAUUUUCCCAACGUGAACAUCUCGGAGAGCUUCAGCGUGUCCGUGUGCGUGAAGAGUCUGCCCCGGAUCAAUGGUGGCCUGCCGCACAUAGAGCCCCCGCCCCUGCCCCUGCCCCUGCCGUUGCCGACACUACCAACGCGAUCUUUGCGUCCGCCGACGCAGCCAGCCAGCACUCCCACAGGUGGCGGGGGCUUUCAUGCGGCUUCACCCACGGGCCUGGGGGCACGCACCACUGCGAUGAGCAGUUCGACAACGCCAACGACAACACCUGCAACACCAGCAACACCAACAACGCCAACGACGACGACGCUGACAUCCAGCUCCAACUGUGAUAAUAAUGGCAAGCAGCUGGUGGUGCCGUCAGGCGAUGAACUCGACGUUGGAUCGGGAGAAUUUGGGAGUGUGAGCCACAGGGAGCGCCAGCUGCAGAAGUACCGCAAGCGGAUGCAGCGACGGGACAAGAAACGAGACCAGAAAUCAUCGACCGAGCGCCUGCAGGUGGAAGAGCCCAUGGAGGAGGGUGAGGAGACGACUACACAGUCGGCUUCCCAAUCCCACUCCCACUCCCAAUCGCAGUCGCAGCAGCAGGUCAUGGUAAUGACCCUGUCGCAUCCACACCCACGCCGCAUAGCCAUGAUAUCCACUGGGACCCAGACCUCCCUGAGCAGCUGCCAGCUGUGCGGGAGCGAGAAGACGCUGCUCUGCUUGAACUGCACAGCCGGGGAGGGGGAGAGGGAUGAGAACGAUGACGAUACGACGGCCUCGGAGAUUGAGGACACGUCCAGCUGCAGCCUGAGCAGCGGUGAUCUCAUUGUGGGCACGCCACGGAACAAGGCCGAGCUCCUCCUUCAGGCCAUACAGCGCACCCCAAAGAACCGAAUCCGAAAGCCCCACCAGGCGGCACAACAUGAUCUCAAUGGAGGGCAGAACAAUAACCAGCCCAAGGCGGUGCCUGCCAGCGGAUGUCAGGUGUGCAAGCGACAGAAGACGCAGCACAACUUUGCCAACGGCCGGGGCCAUGCAAAUGGAGGCCGCAGCAAUGGCUACACCCGAAUGGAACAGGAGCCAGAGCCAGAGGCAGAGGCAGAACGAGAGGCGGCACAGGUGGCGUGCACCAAACUGUCGCCGAACAUCGAGCGCUGCUCCCUGCUCAAUCCUCAGUCCACAGAUCGCUGCAAGACCCCACCGCCAGGCGUGGCCGACCACAUUGUGGUGCAGUUCAAGACGCCCAUUAGUCAUCUGCCCCUCACGCCGCAGUCGGGCGCCCCGUCGCUGGGACGUCCGUCGCCGAAGCCCAGCCAGCUGCGUCUCAACUGCAGCGGAUUGGCGGCGGAUAGCGAGACACCGCCCCCGACAUCCUCGCCACUGAUGCGCAAGCCCCUGCCCAAGGUGAAUCUGACGACCAUCUUCUGCAGCUCGGCUCCGAUAGCCAUUGGAUCCGGGAGUAGAGGAGGUGGCGGAGGUGGCCAGAGCAGUCCAGCAUUCUCUUUCGAUUUGGCGGCCCUGAGCCACGCCCACUCACAGCUAAUCACCCCGGAAGCGGGAAAUCUGACCGUGCAGAAGUCCUACUCGGCCCCCACGCUCCCCAAUGCAUCGCUGUCGGUGUCGCCGCGGUUUGCCAAGCAGGCGGCGGCCUUCUACAAGCGACGCUCCCGCCACCUGAGCGAUCGCUCGGACCGCAGCUCCCUGGGAUCCGACGAGCAACUGUCCGACGAGGAUCUGGAGUCGGGCAUGUGCAGCCCAGCGGGAUCACCGCUCAAGAGCCUGGCGCGACUGGCCACGCAGUUUGCGGGCCGUCCGCUGCUAGGCAACCUGGAGGAGUCGCUGCUGCAAAAGCGUCUGAUGCCCAAGAUCGAGGUGAUGGGAUUCAAGCUGCAGCUGGGGGCCUCCGGCGGCUUCUGUCCCACCCAGUUGACCAUCCCGGCUGUCUCCUACUUUUACGAGCUGCAUGGCGAGACCCUGAGCACCCCCUACCUGUGCGAGAUUCGCUUGCCACGCAAGGGUUACUCUGUACCCAGGACGGGCACGGUGCAGGCCACGCUCUUGAAUCCGAUGGGAACGGUAGUGAGGAUGUUUGUGAUACCAUAUGAUAUGCGGGAUAUGCCGCCCCUGCAUCGGACCUUCAUCCGUCAGCGGAUACUGGCCGAGGAGUGCCCGCCCGCGUGCAAUGGCCAGCAGCAGCCGCAGGAGGAAGUGCACCAGCAGCAGCCACCGAUUCCCCGCAGUCCCACAGGCAGCACCACGAGCACCACCACCAGCAAAUUGGGACACUUCAUAACAGCUGAGCAGAUGAAGCGCCUGCGCUACUCCAUACACCUGAGGUUCCAGACAUCCCGCUCGGGACGCCUCUCGCUGCACACGGACAUCCGUUUAUUGAUCUCACGGCGCACCGACUGCGACACGGCCGCUGCCCACGCCAAGGGCGUGCUGGAGGCACCCAAUGAGCUCGUCACCGACACCCUGACGCCCACAGAGCCGCGCUACAGUGCGCGGCAGGAAAGCGCCGGCAAGAUUUAGUAGUUGCUAAAGGCCUUGGGCGGCACCUACCAGCUCAUACGCCGCCUUUGCCUGCAGCUCCACGCCCAGCUCUGGCACCGCUUCCAGCAAUAUCCAAAAUAUCAAUUGUAGUAGUCCCUUGGAAAGCAGACGGACGGACGGAAAGAAGGAAGGAAGAAAGGGGGGGAGAGAACAGGAAUCGAAAGAAAUUCCUAUGUGAAACACCAAUCGCUUUAUUAGUUAUUCUUUAAUCUACCUAAUUUAAUUUAGUUUUUUUUUUUGCAAAUUUUCCCCACUUUUCCCAUCGCGUGGAAAGUGCGUUUUGUUCUAGUUUAGUUUUGAAUUUUUUGAAAAUGUGUGGAGAAAACAUUGCGUUGUAAAAAUGUUGAACAAGUUGAAUAUUUAAAAGCAAUCGAAAAUCGAAAAGCACAGAUAAAAGCCACUAAACUGGGUUUUGAUCCUUCUAAACGGAUACACACUGUGCCUCCGGCUGCAAUCGGGCAGAAACGGAGACACCUAGCAAUACUGGUGGAGAGAGUAUGCCCUGUGCAUAGAGGAAUAUAACAUAUAAAUAUACGAGUAUAUAUAUUUAUAUAUCAUAUAUAUGUAUGUAUAAUCGUCGUGUAGCGGUCAUCUAAUCUAAACAAUUUUAAAUGCAAUUUAUCAAGUAGAAAGCUAGAAUUUUAGUGCAUUGAAUUGAUGGAUGGCAUGAAUGAUGAGAUGGGAAGAUGAUGUGAAAGUGGUAUUGGGAUGCGCUCAUAUCGAUCGUUGUUGUUAGUGUUUAGAGUGUGUUUUUAAUCAGCCUAAAAGACGACGCACUGCCCCCCUCCUCCGCUGUGCAGUGCGUCGGUCGAGUGGCAAUCAAAUUCUAAACAUAUUUUUGAGUGCAAGUUUGUUUGAGUCUGUUCCGUUCCGAGUUUUGUGUCUAUUAAGCGUGCCUGUGAUACGAUAUGAGCCGCAUGAGCGCGGGGUAUAUUUCUAAUAGGGGUUUUCUUUAGUUAAAUACAAUUGACAAAUUACCAUAUGGUAGUUUUUGGGUUGUUUGCAGUUGUGUCUCCUUUAAUUAGUUUUCACUGUUUUUUUUUGGUUUUCAAAUAUGCAACAAGUGCUUAUGGAUGCACCCACUGUAUACUUCAAUAAAAAAAAAAACUAUAUAUAAUGUGGUACGGAUAUGUGUUGAAAGUCUUGACGACAGUUCUUAUUCUAUUUUCCAUUGAUACCUGACUAUAACUACAACUAUAAUUGAUGUAUACUUACUUACAGCUAUUAACAAAACAAGCAAUUGCAAUCUAUGUAGGUGGUAUGAGCAAUUAAACUAUAUACGAUUACUAACAAGCGAAACAAUAAAAAGCAAUCAAAGUCAAUGCGAAUGCGGAUUGGAUUCGUUGGUUGGAUAUCGAAAUCAUAGUUUGCUUCAUUUUUUUUAAGUAGAGAGCUUAAUGUGCGCUGUCAAUAGCAAUUAUAUGUGUAACAAUAACACCAAUAUACAAUGAUUCAAUAAA